AUGGAUGUAUCCUUCGACCCAGUUCGGUGCGCCGAGUUUCAUAACCAACUUCUCGCAAAAGCAAUCUCAAGAAUCCCCGACGCAGCCAAAGAAGUCAAACGUGACGUCUUGACGAGAUGGCGCGAAUUACCACUAGAGAAACGGCCAUUCGACAUCCCUGAAGAGGAGCCGCUCUACACAUUUCUGUCGUUGAUCGAUAGCUACAAAUCCAAUGAUCUCCCAUUCACAGCUGAGUUCUGCCAGCCCGACCCGUGGUGGUUUGACGACAGCUUUCAAGAGUUGGAUGACCGGCGUAUUAUUCUGCUGUACGGGGACGAGACCAACACACCAAAACUGGAAGGCGGUCUUUACUUCAACCUUGAUACCAGCUUGGUCUACUGGGCUCGCCUCCGCGGCUGCGGUGGAUUUCCGCCCGAUGAGCAAUGGGUCCCGCUCGAGCUAGCUCUUCGAAAGUCUUUGGGCAUGUAG
Fusarium keratoplasticum is the source of this 468-nucleotide messenger RNA. RefSeq lists its product as uncharacterized. The transcript has a single exon. Lineage: Eukaryota; Fungi; Ascomycota; Sordariomycetes; Hypocreales; Nectriaceae. The record is from RefSeq and is a predicted model, not a curated record. Bases 1 to 468 code for a protein of 155 amino acids.